Halteromyces radiatus is the source of this 1032-nucleotide messenger RNA. RefSeq lists its product as uncharacterized. The transcript has 3 exons. Lineage: Eukaryota; Fungi; Mucoromycota; Mucoromycetes; Mucorales; Cunninghamellaceae. Bases 1 to 1032 code for a protein of 343 amino acids. Gene Ontology annotation, molecular function: DNA-binding transcription factor activity, RNA polymerase II-specific; RNA polymerase II cis-regulatory region sequence-specific DNA binding. Gene Ontology annotation, biological process: regulation of transcription by RNA polymerase II. The record is from RefSeq and is a predicted model, not a curated record.
AUGCCUCCUAGAAAGAAAUCAGUAGGACGACGAUCUGAACCAAAAUUAUUUCGUUGUACAGGGUUUGGUGAUUGUGAUAUGGUUUUUACAAGAAGUGAACAUUUGGCUCGUCAUGCUAGAAAACACACUGGUGAAAAACCGUUCAAAUGUGUUGUACCAGGAUGUGAUAGAAUGUUCAGUCGAUUCGACAAUAUGAUGCAGCAUACUCAAACUCACAAUCGAAGCAAUAAAAAGAAAUCAUCCAAAGCUGGUGAUUAUGAAGAAUAUAAAAGGAAUCGAUCUCACAGCAUUCAACAUACAUCAUCACCAUUAACUUCAUCUGUACAACAACCAAUGUAUCAAACAAAUUAUCCUCCUCCUCCACAGUGGCAACCACGUUCACCUUCACCAGGGUAUAAUCAAUCCAUGAUCGAAAGUCGUACGUUACCUCCUCCUCGAAGAAUGUCAUUCAGUCAAUCAUUUUAUCCACCACCUUUAUCCAAGUCACCUUCUUUACCUGAUUCACCUGAAGAACCCAUGUCUGCUACUUUCCGAUCAUCACCAUAUUAUACAAUGCCACCUACAACGCCUGGCAUUUUUGACUAUCCAACGCGCCGUCCAUCUUACCGUCGUGGCUCUUUACAAUCCGUGUCUACCACCACAUCUACAUCAUCCACUUCAUCGGCUUCAUCAGAUGCUGCGGCUGCUGCUGCAGUUCUUACUUGUCGUUCAUCUGCUGCUGAAACUCCUGGUCGACGUCGUCGUCUUUCCGCGGCUGAUUUACAAGCACCCAUCUAUAGUCUCCAAGAGGAAGAACAAGAAGUCCAUCCUUUGACCAAAAGUCCACCGGCGGUAGUAGAUAUUACAUCAGAUGAAUAUGAAGCGUUACAAGGUUUUGGUAAAUUCUCACAACAACAAGUCUUACCGGCCAUCCAACCCAAUCAAAAUAAUACUGAUUCUCCAAGGUUAUCUGCUCAAGUGGCUGCUUUUCGUCAAAAACGUAUGCCUGUACAAGAAUCCUUCCAACGACCGGUGAAAAAUAAUGCCAUGUGA